AUGGCUCUGAUGUUGUUGAGCUUGUUGGCGCGCCUUCCCGGGCUACCCUUGCUCCUCAGCGACAUCGCAAAGCCUCCUCCAUUGGAAAGAAAAGGCCUUGAAAAUCAUCUCCCACCAAUUCCAAAGGCUCCAACUGUGAAGUUUUUGACAAGCCUUCUACUGUUGCACCACCACGGCAUCAUCAACCUCAUUACAAUCACGGAACUUCCAAAAAUUUGGACUGUUCCGAGGCCCGAAGACGACAUUGCAUAUCUCCUUGACCUCAGUGAUGAUACUCGUGUAUGGGAAGAUGAAUCAGGCAAGGCUCUAUCUAUGGCAGCCAUUCUCAAGAGACCAGGAAUUCUCUUUGUCAAAGAAGCUGAAGGGAUUGCAUGUCCCGCUGUUGAUGAAGGUGGAACACCAUGCACAGGAGUCACCAUUUAUUGUAAAAUGAAUAAAGUCAACUGGGAUGGGAAAAAAUCAUUUGUUGGCUGCUCGAGAUACAUGAAUGGUGACAGAAAAUCCCAUUGCUUCGUAUCCAUCCCCAAAGAAGUGAAUAAAGGUCAUGUAAAGGAAUUAUUAAUGUCUGGGGACAACUCAUUGAAGACUCUCAUCAACACAAAAGCAUGCACUCAUGUUAUUUCUGCUCGUUUGGGUUUGAAGGGGGAUGGGAAAUGCAAGUAUUCUCACGUCAAGGAUGGAAAAGUUGUGCAAGGGCGUCUCAUGCAGUCCCCUUCAACAAGAAGAAUUUUCAAUGGUGACAUUCCUGCAUUAACAGACCCUGCACUAGCAAUAUCAAGACUACACCUGUAUGGGAAGUGGAAAGAAUGGGAAGUUAUCGUCUGGGAUAAGCAGCUAAACAUGAGUCUUCACAUUCGAGUUUUUGCCCUAGGAGUCACUGUGGCACAUAUUUAUUGCACUCAUGAGACUUGGGCUGCAUUUCUGAAAAUGUGGUCUGGACUAUGGGAUACCAUUGAAAAAGUGACUGGAAAGUUUGUUCAUUUCAGAUUUAUUGAUGGGACUGGACUUCAGGCAAUCCUUGUUGAUGGUUGGAUGAUCUUCUCAACCAAAUUUUGA
Laccaria bicolor S238N-H82 is the source of this 1056-nucleotide messenger RNA. RefSeq lists its product as uncharacterized. The record is from RefSeq and is a predicted model, not a curated record. Bases 1 to 1056 code for a protein of 351 amino acids. Lineage: Eukaryota; Fungi; Basidiomycota; Agaricomycetes; Agaricales; Hydnangiaceae. The transcript has 11 exons.